This is a messenger RNA of Drosophila kikkawai, 2445 nucleotides long. Its product is annotated as GTP-binding protein 2. The record is from RefSeq and is a predicted model, not a curated record. Gene Ontology annotation, biological process: translational elongation. NCBI's taxonomy places the organism in Eukaryota, Metazoa, Arthropoda, Insecta, Diptera, Drosophilidae. Gene Ontology annotation, molecular function: translation elongation factor activity; GTPase activity; GTP binding.
UCAUGAAUUAUUUUAUAAAUGUUCAAAGCAUCAUAAUUUCGCGCUUUUAAUCGCGCCCGCCAAAAUUAUAAAGUUUACUAAAUGCACCCAAGAGUACCAGGCGUGCCCAUUAUCAUGGCAGUGUAAAGGGAAAUGGAACACAAACCACCAUAAAUCUUGUACGAAGAAGUCAUCCGCAUUUGGGGAUUAUUGCAUCAGAAAACCAGUUUCUUGGCCCAUUGCACCAAUUGUGAAAUCCAGCCACUAACAGUAUGGAGUCCUUCCUGAGCCUCUUCGAUCCGAACCAGGACGACGGCUUUGACGAGGAGCCGGAGCUGAAUGGCAACAGCAGCGGAGGAGGAAGCAGCAGCAGCGACUACGAGACAGAUGCCAAUUCCAAUGAGUGCGCUCUUAGCCUCGUAGGUGGUAUCCCCACUGAGCGUGGCAACCUGAUCUUCGACUUUGAGCAGGGAAUGUUGCCGCCUGAGCCGCAGAUUGGAAACGUGGAGUACAAGCUUAAGCUGGUAAAUCCAUCGAAGCAGCGAUUCGAGCAACUGGUCACGCAGAUGAAGUGGCGGCUGCGUGAGGGAAACGGUGAAGCCAUUUACGAGAUCGGUGUAUCCGAUGCUGGAUACCUCCAGGGACUUAGUGACAAGGACAUGAACGCCUCUCUCACGACACUAAAGCAGAUGGCUCACCACCUGGGAGCCAGCACCUCUGUGCUCCGUCGGAAAACCAUCAGUGCUCGUCGGGUUGUAGCCGAGGUACUGGUUCGAAAGAUACCCGACGACCAGCACAACAUCGAGGUGCGGGUGGCGGUGCUCGGAGGAGCUGAUGCCGGAAAGUCUACGCUGCUGGGAGUACUCACUCAGGAUGAACUGGAUAACGGACAUGGCAGGGCACGGCUCAACAUGUUCCGGCACAUGCACGAGAUUCAGUCGGGUCGCACCUCCUGCAUCUCCCACGAGACCCUGGGCUUCGAUGCGUUGGGCAAUGUGGUAAACUACAAAUACAAUGAAAUGAUGACAGCAGAGGAGAUCAGUGACCGGUCCAGCAAGCUGGUUACCUUCAUGGAUCUAGCCGGGCACCGUCGGUAUAUGAGGACCACCGUACAAGCGCUAAGCGGCUACUCGCCCCACUACGCCAUGCUGGUGGUAUCCGCUGGCAGUGGGUGCAACGACACCACCGAGGAGCACUUGGCCAUUGUCCGAGCUCUAGACAUGCCAUUUUUCAUACUGGUCACCAAGACGGACAUCACAUCGCCGGAUGCCACAGUGCAGGAGCUAUGCAACCUGCUGACCACCAUUGGCUGCCGAAAGGUUCCGUUUGUGGUGACCAACACAGAUGAGGCCAUCUCCGCCGGCUCGAAUCAGGUCUCCGAAAAUAUUGUGCCCAUAUUUUGCGUCUCGAAUGUCACCGGCACGGGCCUGAAUCUAGUCACAAAGUUCUUGUAUGUCCUAUCGCCGGGAAUCAGUAAUGCUGAGAAGGAUCGCCUUGAGCAGGAGUCCUGCGAGUUCCAGGUGGACGAGAUUUUUCGAGUAUCUGACGUCGGUCCCGUGGUUGGUGGCCUGCUAGUCCAGGGCGUACUCACCGAAAAUAUGCCAAUGAAGAUUGGCCCGCUGCCGAACGGAAGCUUCCAUCCCGUGACCGUCAAUACCAUCCAUCGCAAUAAGGCACCCUGCCGUGUAGUUCGAGCUGGCCAGAGUGCCUCGCUUUCGUUCAGCUUGGACCAGGACCUGCCCACGCUGCGGAGUGGCAUGGUGCUGCUUGGCGAUACGGGAAACAGUCCGGAUGAGCCCUGUGGCACUUAUUUCUUUCAGGCUAAGGUAUCCGUUCUAUUCCACGCCACGGCCAUCUACGUCGGCUUCCAGACCACUGUGCACAUCGGAAGCAUCCGCCAGACGGCCGUCAUACGAGGCAUCAUGGGCGGCGAGCGGCUGGGCACCAAUGAUUGUGCUUCGGUGAUGUUCGAAUUCGUUGGUCAUCCGGAGUACGUGCGUCCAGGGAUGCGCAUCCUGUUCCGCGAGGGAACCAGCAAGGGCAUCGGCGUGGUCACCCAGGUGUUUCCCGUCAACAAGACCAUCGUCACAAAGUAGAGCAGCCCCGGUAGCUACAGGACAGCUGGAUAGUUCCAAUGACAUUACAAUAUAUAUCUCAAACACAGAUGACAUGUAUAUAUAUAGAUAUUCUUAAUUAGCGGUUAAAGAGAGGCGUUAAAUCCUAGGCAGAUCUUCUGUACUCUUAGUUUCGGGUUCUGUGAUUUUUCGUUUAAGCUCGGUAAAAAACCACCUUAAUUACAAUAACUUAAUUAAAAAGUGACACCCAGAUAAUUGUUACUGUAUAUUUUCGAUUUAAUCCCCUUAUUCUUCGUACUUGUUAUUUAUGAAGCAAAACAAGAAAAAUGAAUUAUAAUGCACAGUCUUGAAUAAAAUUAUGGAAGAAUAAGUGGAAUCACACCGAACUGCA